This is a messenger RNA of Castor canadensis (American beaver), 336 nucleotides long. RefSeq names its product cortistatin (gene Cort). The record is from RefSeq and is a predicted model, not a curated record. Gene Ontology annotation, biological process: regulation of cell migration; adenylate cyclase-inhibiting G protein-coupled receptor signaling pathway. Gene Ontology annotation, molecular function: G protein-coupled receptor binding; neuropeptide hormone activity. Gene Ontology annotation, cellular component: extracellular region. Lineage: Eukaryota; Metazoa; Chordata; Mammalia; Rodentia; Castoridae.
AUGGGCGGCAGAAAAACUGGAGGAAAGUGGCUGGCUAUCUGCGGAACUCUGCUGCUGCUGAUAUGGGGCACCACAGCCACUGACCUGGAGGGUGGCCCAGCUGUUCAGGACAGCACGCAUAUGCAGGAAGGGGCAGAAGUAAAGGAGAACAGCCUCCUGACUUUCCUCGCUUGGUGGCGCGAGUGGACCUCCCAGGCUAGUGCCAGGCCCCUUGUCAGAGGGGAUGCCAGCAAGGUGUCCAAGCAGCAGGAAGGCCCACCCCUUCAGCAGUCCCCACACCGAGAUAAAACGCCCUGCAAGAACUUCUUCUGGAAGACCUUCUCCUCCUGCAAAUAA